AUGGACCCCUUCUCGAUCGUAGUCGGUGCCGUAGCACUCACAGAAGCCGCGAACAAACUCGCUGGCACCCUCACAGACCGUUACCAAGCCUUUCGCUCAGCGCCGAAACAAUUGAUUGAGAUCGCUGGUCAAGUCACAUUAUGCGCAGGUCUUGUUGAUGUUUUCGCCAAAAGUGUCGAUAGCGCAGGGCAGAGCUUCCCGAGAAAGUUCGAGCAGGAUGCUGCGGCGUUGGUGAUGCAGUGUAGGGUUAUUCUCAAGGAAAUUGAUGAGAUGAUACCGCCAGGUUCCAAGAAGCCUGAUUACCAACAACGGCUGAAAUAUGCCUUUUGUGACGAGAAGAAGAUUGUAAAACAGCAAGAUCGGCUCAAGCAAGUCCAGCAUAUGUUCAUGUUCAUGACGACUUGCUGGAUGUAUCAACUUCCAUCUCCUCAGACAGGUCCACCACUUCACUCAGGCCAAGCUCCACGGCAACCUACUUCCUUGACGGCUUCUACCACGCCGUCAGGCAGUCUUCAGUCCGCGACGAGUCAAAAUCCCAUGCAAUUCAGCAUGAAAGGAUUUGGUGGGAUAUAUGGAAAUGAAGACUAUGAAGCUAUUCUGACACUAACUCUAAUCCGGCAACCUCUAGAUAUCAGUAGACCUUUGAAAACAGAACGUGAGAAGGUUUCUCAAGGACGAGAAAGGAUAACCAUAUCAGACACACAGAAAGAUAGUCUGGAAAAUAUGCGGCGAAGUCCAUAUUUUUCGUUGGGCUUGCUGAGACCACCGGUAGAGACCGAAAGGUACUCUAGGACUGCAGAAGAUGCGGCUCUGCGGAUGCAAGAAGAGAAGAUCAGAAUCGUGAAGGAGCAGGUAGAAGAAGAGAAGAGAAGGUUGGAGAUGUACAGGAUGGAAGAGAGAAGUAAGAUAGAGAUGAAAGGAGACUCGAAGUCCAGUAAAGACUCAGAGAGGAAAGAUAAAUUGGAAGAGAAGGAGAGGGAUGAAGAAAGACGGGACUUUGAACCCAUAUCAAAGAAGCAGGCUGAGCGAGAUGUUGGAAACAUAAUUUCUGGGUGGUUUUCCGACAACAAUGAAGAGUCGUACUCUUACAGUAUGUCAAGAUAUCCGCCGUCCAAGAAAGCAUACCCAGUCCAAGACGAAUACCGCCCCACAUCAAACUACUCACAGUCUCCACACCCAAAUCCAAUCGCGCCAAUAAUUAAGGAGACUUCAUAUCCUCGUCCGUCUCCUAGCAAUGCUCCAAAACCGGUCUCCUCGACUUCCACGAGUCCCCUGCCACAGGUACGGGUAGUGGAUGAUUGGGAUUGGCGCUGUGACGGAUGUGAUAAGAAGUUUUACUAUCAUGAUCUGCGGUACAAGUGUCAGGAUUGCUCAAACUUUGAUUUCUGUCCAAGCUGUUUUCCAAAUGUUUGGCAUCAGCAUCCGACAAGUAGUUUUGUCGAGCGUUCUGUUUGA
This is a messenger RNA of Cadophora gregata, 1455 nucleotides long. RefSeq lists its product as uncharacterized. Lineage: Eukaryota; Fungi; Ascomycota; Leotiomycetes; Helotiales; Ploettnerulaceae. Gene Ontology annotation, molecular function: zinc ion binding. The coding region runs from base 1 to 1455 and encodes 484 amino acids. The transcript has 4 exons. The record is from RefSeq and is a predicted model, not a curated record.